AUGCUGCUGGUCCUGCUCUCAGUGGCCUUGCUGGCCCUGAGCUCAGCCCGCAGCCCAAAUUAUGAUGAGGAUAACUCAAGCCAGAGUCCAGAACAGAAGCCUCAGAGACCACGUCCAGGAGGAAGCCAACCUGCACUGCCUCCUGAGGAUGUAAAGCUAGAGGCUGCUCCUCAGCAGGCGAAACCUGGAGCAGAAGACAAUCAAAACGGUCCUCCCCCAUCUCCUCCUGGAAGGCCACAGAGAUCACCACCACCUCCAAGGGGAAGUCCACCAAGACCCCAGCCAGAGCAGGUCAAACGAGAGGCUGCUCCUCGGCAGGCACAACCCAGAGCAGAAGGCAAUCAAAACGGUCCUCCCCCAUCUCCUCCUGGAAGGCCACAGAGAUCACCACCAUCCCCAGGCGGAAGCCCACCAAGACCCCAGCCUGAGCAGGUCAAGCGAGAGGCUGCCCCUCAGCAGGAACAACCUGGAGCACAAGGCAAUCAAAACGGUCCUCCCCCAUCUCCUGCUGGAAGGCCUCAGAGAUCACCACCACCCCCAGGCGGUAGCCCACCAAGACCCCAGCCACAGCAGGUCAAGCGAGAGGCUGACCCUCAGAAGGAACAACCCGGAGCACAAGGCAAUCAAAACGGUCCUCCCCCAUCUCCUCCUGGAAGGCCCCAGAGAUCACCACCACCCCCAGAGGCUAGUCCACCGAGACCCCAGCCUGAGCAAGUCAAGCGAGAGGAUGCUCCUCAGCAGGCACAACCUGGAGCAGAGGGCAAUCAAAACAGUCCUCCCCCAUCUCCUCCUGGAAGGCCCCAGAGAUCACCACGACCCCCAGGGGUAGUCCACCAAGUCCUCCAGAAGGCCAGCCACCCCAGUAAGGUAGAAUUUACUGACAGGUAUGAUUCAACUACACUCUCCAUCAAAAGCCCUAACUCCUACAGUUCUCAAACUUUAGCGUGGUGGUGA
Molecule: messenger RNA, 954 nt
Organism: Diceros bicornis minor
Lineage: Eukaryota; Metazoa; Chordata; Mammalia; Perissodactyla; Rhinocerotidae
Product: proline-rich protein HaeIII subfamily 1-like
Exons: 2
Coding region: 1-954 (317 amino acids)
Source: RefSeq, a predicted model, not a curated record